AUCCCAUAUUUUUCCGGAUUUUCUCCCUCUGGAGCAGAUAGGAAGAUUCAAGGCGAGAAACAAUCGCCAGGAGCUCGUUGGCGAUUCAGUCAAUUAUUUUCUGUCACUGCUGAUUUUCCGGCGUCUCGGUCAUGGACGAGCUGGGUUCUUCCUCUGCACUGCCCCCUAGUAUUACCAUCGAUGGCGCCGACCAAGAUUCGGUCUUGGCCAAUUCGCAGUAUCUCACGCGCGAGGAAGUACUCCGGCGCCGACUCCGCCGAAUCAAGCAACUAGCCCGCUGCUACAGAGCCCACUACUGGUCGCUUAUGGAGGAGCUCAAGGUUAAGUACAAAGACUACUAUUGGACUUACGGCAUGAGCCCUUUUGUGGAGGAUCACAAAAACAAUCAGGCCAGGCACACUGAAGGCGUCAUGCCGUCUGGGGAGAAUGUAAGCUGCAGCAAUGGCAAUGAAAAGGCAAUCAUUGGUUCCAAUGGUGGGGUUGGUCAAGAUGUCGCACGUUGCGCUUUUAGCGGCUGCAAGUCGAGGCCCAUGGCGUUAACUAGGUAUUGUCACAACCAUAUACUGUCGGAUUCGAAGCAGAAACUCUAUCGGGGAUGCAACGCCGUGGCCAAGAAUUUGCCAACUGGACCUUCUAUAUGUAAUAAGCCUGUACUGAGAUCCACAGUUCCUCCUGCAUGCCCCAGUCAUUACCAAUUAGGUGAAAGGUGUUUGAUUCGUGCAGUAAGAAGGGCAGGUUAUGCUAUCCCAACUCAUCGUAAGCCUAGUCCAAAAUUGCAUGCAGUAAUUGCUGAAUUUGUCCACCAAAUUCAAGAAAAGAGAAAAGCUGCAUUGAAGGUGACUGUACCUAAAGCCGAGACUGAAUAAGACACACGAUUAAGAAACAUCAGUUUGAUGUUGGCUUCACCGUAACAGCAUGAUAUCUGAAUUCAGCAUGAUUCAAAACCUUCUUCCAUCAGAUGGUGGAAGACAAUGAACUGUACCUCCCGGGAGUUGUGCAUUAUCACAAGUCCGAUCUGUUUCCACAGGUGAUUGAGGUUGUGCUAUCGACUUAAUUGCAGUGGUUGGCACAGAGCUAGCUAAUCCAAUAAAACCACUCCUGGCACAGAUAUACUCUAUUCUAUUAACUAGAAAUCCGGUUCAGUGAUAAGUUCGGAGCUUACCCAGCAUGCAAAAGCACUAAUUGCACAUUAUUAAGUUCUUACUGUCUGCACUUUACUUAGUAUACUGAGUAUUGAUCCAAAUAUUGGUUUCUGUGACGUGAUGAUUCAUCUGACAUUCUGACACUUUGUUCUUGUUGGAGUCGAACAUUUAUACAGCUGGUUUGUGGGGUGGCGUUGCCAGUGGAUGUAAUCUCCUAGUUCACAUCAUAGUACAUUGAUUAUAUGACAGGUUAAAUUCCGUGCUUGGCUCUCAUCCCAUGUCCUAUUAGAGUCUGUACAUAAUCUGAAAUAGUGGUAUUGAACUUGCAAUAGUCGGCCUCUGGUGGAGGACAGAGUUAGACCAGCUAUACGCAGCCACGGAUAGCUGAGCAUAAACGACAUACGGUAUAUACAAGGUUGCCAUUUCCAUACUGAGCAGACAUAGUUAUCCAGGGCAUCAACUUGUUGAAGUUUCCAAGCUUGAUUUCUGAUUCGGGCUGUCUUUUAUUUUUUGGUUUUUUUGGCAUUUUCAUCCUUUAAACAAUGCUAAGUAGAUGGAAAAAUUUAUGCUGGAAGGGCCACUUUCCAUUCAGAGCCAAACCUGACUUGAAUUUGGUUUCUGAUAUUAAAGAGGCGAUUUGAUGGGCAAGCAGCUGACAUUAAAGCUUGAAAAUCUGGUUCGAUUCACAUUUUACCCAGAGGGCAAUGCAAUCUUGAAAGCCUAAUGUGGGCUUAUAGCUCA
Molecule: messenger RNA, 1883 nt
Organism: Neltuma alba
Lineage: Eukaryota; Viridiplantae; Streptophyta; Magnoliopsida; Fabales; Fabaceae
Product: INO80 complex subunit D
Exons: 3
Coding region: 132-866 (244 amino acids)
Cellular component (GO): NSL complex
Source: RefSeq, a predicted model, not a curated record